Molecule: messenger RNA, 1999 nt
Organism: Drosophila persimilis
Lineage: Eukaryota; Metazoa; Arthropoda; Insecta; Diptera; Drosophilidae
Product: zinc finger protein 160
Exons: 2
Coding region: 262-1860 (532 amino acids)
Biological process (GO): regulation of transcription by RNA polymerase II
Cellular component (GO): chromosome
Molecular function (GO): chromatin insulator sequence binding
Source: RefSeq, a predicted model, not a curated record
AUUAUUUUGCCCCGCUGGCAUCAUCGGGGCCGUGAAUCGGGCGGAGAUCGCUCGCUGUGAUCGGUUGGGCCUGAAAGUUUUUAAAAAUUUUCCUUGCAAGUAUUUUUAGAAAAUAUUCUGAAAGAAAAACCGAUUGGGCAUUCAGUGUUCGCGUGGUGGCAUGGACUCCUGAGGAACCGAAAAUCCCCAGAAAAAACCAAACAAAAUUUUAAAGAUUUGCAUAAGACGCGAGUGAGUGACUGAGUGAGUGUUCGGGUCGCUAUGUGCUCCACAUCGGUGCUGUGUCCACUGUGCGCGGUGCCCAGUUUCGGGAGCAUCGAUGCACUGCAGCAGCGACUGAUCAAAGCGGCCAACGGCCCCUUGGCUUGUCCCUUCUCCAACUGCAAGGAGCUGUUCCUUGGCCUGGACAAGCUGACGAUUCACCUAUUCACUCAUACCAGUCUGAUGACCGAAAGUCCUGCUGCCACAACCACAACCACUGCCCCUGUUACCCCGCCAGCAGCCCCAACAACGGCUGCGACUCAGACGCCGACUGCGACUACUGCACCCAAACGCAGGGGCAAGCGAUCGAAGGCAAAGGCUGUAGAGCCGGCGCCCGCUCCACCUCCACCCCCACCAGUGCCCGAGCCGCCGGCCAGCUGCGAUAUCUGCGAGUUCAGUUUCCGGAACAACGAGCUGCGGGACAUGCAUUUCCGGCUGGUGCACGAGAACGGGGAUGCAGAAGAGCAGCAGAGGACGGGUCCACAGCCGGAGAAGGAGCCCCACCAGGAGCCCUACAAGUGCCACCUAUGCUCGAAGACGUUCCGCAUGAAGGGAUCGCUCCGGGUGCACCUCAAAGUGGUGCACAUGAUGGGGGUGCCGUGCUCUAGCCAGAGCGGGAAUGGCAGUGCCACUACCAACGGCAGUAAUGCUCCCUCGCCGAAGUUAAACAUUUGUGACCGCAUCCGGCACAAGGAGGCGUCGGCCAGUGGCAGUUGCCCCGCCUCCAGCAGCACCAGUUCCCAGCCGUAUGCCCUCAGUGGAGCCCUGAGCAUGCUGCAGCAGUCGCCAGCCUCGCCGGAGGCCACCAGCAGCACGCCCAAGGUGUGGGAGUGCGAUGUGUGCACCAAGUCCUUCACAACCAAGUAUUUCCUGAAGAAGCACAAGCGCCUACACACCGGGGAGAUGCCAUACACGUGCGAAAUCUGCGCCAGGACAUUUACCUUCCAGCAGUCGUACCACAAGCAUUUGCUCUACCACAGCGAGGUGAAGCCGCAUGUGUGUGGAGUGUGCGGACGGGCCUUCAAGGAGCUGUCCACGCUGCACAACCACCAACGCAUCCACAGCGGCGAAAAACCCUUCAAGUGUGAGGUGUGCGGAAAAUGCUUCCGCCAGCGGGUAUCCUUUCUAGUCCACACCCGCAUCCAUACGGGCGUCAUGCCCUACAAGUGUGAGCUCUGCCAGAAGACGUUCCGCUACAAGGUGUCGCAGCGCACCCACAGAUGCCUCAGCGACAACCAGACACCGGAGCAGCUGAUCAAGGCAUUUCUCGAGGGCAACGAGUCGCCGACACAGCCCUCGCCGGCCAGUGCCGAGAUUGCGGACAUCAAUGGCUGUGGUGUGGCGGACCCGGACCAGGAGGCGUUGCUCUCCCAGACCAUCGACGACAUCGUUGUGGAGCAAUGCCAGAAGCUGGGCAUCUGUGGCGUUGAACCACAGCUUGCGCAGCCAGUGCCCCUGGAUGUGGCCGGAAUGCACUUCAAUGGCAGCAGCUCGCCACUGCAGCAGCUCCAGAAUCUGCGCCUCUAUUCCCCGCAGCAAAUGGAGAUGCCCAGCUCGGAUGGGGACAUUUUCAAGCGCUUCCUGAUGGACGCCACGUAGGCGGCCGUCCACGAGAUUUUCUUUUCAAUGUUACUGUUUCACUUUAGUGACUCGUCCGUCUUAUUGAUUUACAUUUCGUUAUGAUCCUUGAAUGCCCAACGAUAAAUCGGAACAGACCCGACUUGACUGGGCUUUUACU